AUGGAAUCUGAGAGAAGGGGGUGGAAUCUAGGAGAAGGGGAUGAAAUCUGGGAGAAGGGGAUGGAAUCUGGGAGAAGGGGAUGGAAUCUAGGAGAAGGGGAUGGAAUCUGGGAGAAGGGGAUGGAAUCAGGGAGAAGGAGAUGGAAUCUGGAAGAAGGGGAUGGAAUCUGGGAGAAGGGGGUGGAAUCUAGGAGAAGGGGAUGGAAUCUGGGAGAAGGGGAUAGAAUCUGGGAGAAGGGGAUGGAAUCUGGGAGAAGGGGAUGGAAUCUGGGAGAAGGGGAUGGAAUCUGGGAGAAGGGGAUGGAAUCUGGGAGAAGGGGAUGGAAUCUGGGAGAAGGGGGUGGAAUAUGGGAGAAGGGGAUAGAAUCAAGGAGAAGGGGAUGGAAUCAGGGAGAAGGGGAUGGAAUCUGGGAGAAGGGGAUGGAAUCUGGGAGAAGGGGAUGGAAUCUGGGAGAAGGGGAUAGAAUAUGGGAGAAGGGGAUGGAAUCUGGGAGAAGGGGAUGGAAUGAGGGAGAAGGGGAUGGAAUCUUGGAGAAGGGGAUGGAAUCUGGGAGAAGGGGAUGGAAUCGGGAAGAAGGGGAUGGAAUGAGGGAGAAGGGGAUGGAAUCUGGGAGAAGGGGAUGGAAUCGGGGAGAAGGGGAUGGAAUCUGGGAGAAGGGGAUAGAAUAUGGGAGAAGGGGAUGGAAUCUGGGAGAAGGUGAUGGAAUCUGGGAGAAGGGGGUGGAAUCUGGGAGAACGGGGUGGAAUCUAGGAGAAUGGGAUGGAAUAUGGGAGAAGGGGAUGGAAUCGGGGAGAAGGGGAUGGAAUGAGGGAGAAGGGGAUGGAAUCUGGGAGAAGGGGAUGGAAUAUGGGAGAAGGGGAUGGAAUCUGGGAGAAGGGGAUGGAAUCGGGGAGAAGGGGAUGGAAUGA
Molecule: messenger RNA, 909 nt
Organism: Closterium sp. NIES-65
Lineage: Eukaryota; Viridiplantae; Streptophyta; Zygnematophyceae; Desmidiales; Closteriaceae
Source: the annotation of a GenBank genome assembly